UCAACGCAAGCCGCCCAGACUACCUACUACUGCCCAUCAUAUUUGACUUUUGGGAACGUUUAGGGCGCAUACAGAACAAGACCACCUCUAUUCCUCCUGUUGUCCCCUUCCCCUUUCCUUCCUCACGGAUUCUUCAGACAGAGAAAUCCUCCAGAAAUGGCUCAGAUACUGCCGAUACGAUUUCAGGAACAUCUGCAGUUGCAGAACCUGGGCGUGAACCCAGCCAACAUCGGGUUCAGCUAUCUGACCAUGGAGUCGGACAAGUUCAUCUGCAUCAGGGAGAAGGUGGGCGAGCAGAACCAGGUGGUGAUCGUGGACAUGUCCGACCCCACCAACCCAAUCAGGAGACCGAUCUCUGCUGACAGUGCCAUCAUGAACCCCGCCAGCAAGGUCAUCGCCCUGAAAGACGCUGCCAAGACUCUGCAGAUCUUCAACAUUGAGAUGAAGAGUAAGAUGAAGGCUCACACCAUGACAGAAGAGGUCAUGUUCUGGAAGUGGAUAUCGGUAAACACUGUUGCCUUGGUGACGGAUACAGCCGUCUAUCACUGGAGCAUGGAGGGGGAUUCCCAACCGACCAAAGUAUUCGAUCGGCACGCCAGUCUGGCAGGAUGUCAGAUCAUUAACUACAGAACUGACGAACAACAGAAGUGGCUGCUGCUGAUAGGGAUCUCUGCACAGCAAAACCGUGUGGUUGGGGCGAUGCAGCUGUAUUCUGUCGACAGGAAAGUGUCCCAGCCCAUCGAGGGCCACGCUGCUGCCUUCGGGGAGUUCAAAGUCGAGGGAAAUGCCAAACCCUCCACCCUCUUCUGCUUCGCUGUGCGCUCACAGGCUGGGGGAAAGUUGCACAUCAUUGAAGUUGGUCAGCCAGCUGCAGGAAACCAGCCAUUUGCUAAGAAAGCAGUGGAUGUGUUCUUCCCUCCAGAGGCCCAGACAGACUUUCCUGUAGCUAUGCAGAUUGGUAGUAAGCAUGGUGUUAUAUACUUGAUCACCAAGUAUGGUUACAUUCACCUGUAUGACCUGGAGUCUGGAGUGUGUAUCUACAUGAACCGAAUCAGUGCAGAGACCAUCUUUGUAACUGCCCCUCAUGAAGCCACCUCGGGAAUUAUUGGGGUCAACAAGAAGGGACAGGUCUUGUCAGUGUGUGUUGAAGAGGAAAACAUUGUCAACUACGCCACUAACGUCCUGCAGAACCCUGAUCUAGCCUUGAGGAUGGCUGUCAGGUCAAAUCUUGCUGGUGCUGAGGAGCUUUUUGCCAGGAAGUUCAACACUCUGUUUGCCCAGGGAAGUUAUUCAGAGGCUGCAAAGGUUGCUGCAUCAGCACCCAAGGGUAUCCUACGGACGGCAGAGACAAUCCGUAAGUUUCAGAGUGUCCCUGCCCAGCCGGGUCAGGCCUCUCCACUGUUGCAGUACUUUGGUAUUCUGCUGGACCAGGGCCAGCUGAACAAGUUUGAGUCUCUGGAGCUGUGCAGGCCCGUCCUGCAGCAGGGCCGCAAACAACUACUGGAGAAAUGGCUGAAGGAGGAUAAGCUGGAGUGCUCAGAGGAGCUAGGAGACCUGGUGAAGGCGUCUGACCCCACACUCGCUCUUAGUGUGUAUCUCAGAGCUAACGUCCCCAACAAGGUCAUCCAGUGCUUCGCAGAGACUGGUCAGUUCCAGAAGAUAGUGCUGUACGCUAAAAAGGUGGGCUACACCCCAGACUGGGUGUUUUUACUGAGAAAUGUGAUGCGAGUCAAUCCAGACCAGGGACUGCAGUUUGCCCAGAUGCUGGUCCAGGACGAGGAGCCGCUGGCCAACAUCAACCAGAUUGUAGAUGUAUUCAUGGAGGGCAGCCUGAUCCAGCAGUGCACCUCCUUCCUAUUGGACGCUUUAAAGAACAACCGCCCAGCCGAGGGACACUUACAGACACGUCUGCUUGAGAUGAACCUCAUACAUGCCCCUCAGGUAGCAGAUGCGAUCCUGGGGAACCAGAUGUUCACACACUAUGACCGUGCCCAUGUUGCUCAGCUGUGCGAGAAGGCAGGUCUGCUGCAGAGAGCGCUCGAACACUACACCGACCUGUAUGAUAUCAAACGAGCCGUGGUGCACACACAUCUGCUCAACCCUGAGUGGCUGGUGAACUUCUUCGGCGCUUUAUCGGUAGAGGACUCGUUGGAGUGUUUAAGGGCCAUGCUGUCAGCUAACAUCAGACAGAACCUGCAGCUGUGCGUCCAGGUCGCAUCUAAGUAUCACGAGCAGCUGGGAACUCAGGCGUUAGUGGAGCUCUUUGAAUCCUUUAAGAGUUAUGAGGGAUUGUUUUACUUCCUUGGGUCGAUUGUGAAUUUCAGCCAGGAGCCUGAUGUCCACUUCAAGUACAUCCAGGCUGCCUGCAAGACAGGCCAGAUCAAAGAGGUGGAGAGAAUCUGUAGAGAGAGCAACUGUUACGACCCAGAGAGGGUUAAAAACUUCCUCAAGGAGGCCAAGCUUACAGACCAGCUUCCUCUUAUCAUUGUGUGCGACCGCUUUGACUUCGUCCAUGAUCUGGUGCUCUACCUCUACCGCAACAAUCUACAAAAAUACAUUGAAAUCUACGUGCAGAAGGUGAACCCCAGUCGUUUACCGGUGGUGAUCGGCGGGCUGCUGGAUGUAGACUGUGCUGAGGAUGUCAUCAAGAACCUGAUCAUGGUGGUCAGAGGGCAGUUUUCUACUGAUGAGCUGGUGGAGGAGGUAGAGAAGAGAAACAGGUUAAAGCUUCUGUUGCCAUGGCUGGAGUCCCGUAUCCAUGAAGGUUGCGAGGAACCGGCCACUCACAACGCCCUCGCUAAGAUCUACAUCGACAGCAACAACACACCGGAGCGAUUCCUGAAGGAGAAUCCCUUCUACGACAGCGCUGUGGUCGGAAAAUAUUGCGAGAAGAGAGACCCCCACCUGGCAUGUGUGGCUUACGAGAGAGGACAGUGUGACCUGGACCUCAUCAAAGUGUGCAACGAGAACUCAUUAUUCAAGAGUGAGGCUCGAUAUCUGGUACGACGGAAAGAUCCGGAGCUUUGGGCGAACGUGUUAGAAGAAAACAACCCUUACAGAAGACAACUCAUCGACCAGGUGGUGCAGACAGCACUGUCAGAGACCCAGGACCCAGAGGAGGUGUCCGUCACAGUCAAGGCCUUCAUGACCGCAGACCUGCCCAACGAGCUGAUCGAACUGCUGGAGAAGAUUGUGCUUGAUAACUCUGUCUUCAGUGAACACAGAAACCUCCAGAACCUGCUGAUUUUGACAGCGAUCAAGGCGGACCGCACUCGUGUGAUGGAGUACAUCAACAGGCUAGACAACUAUGACGCUCCGGACAUUGCUAAUAUCGCCAUCAGCAACGAGCUCUUCGAAGAAGCGUUUGCCAUUUUUAAGAAGUUUGAUGUCAACACCUCAGCCAUACAGGUAUUGAUAGAGCACAUAGGGAACUUGGAUCGUGCAUAUGAGUUUGCUGAGCGCUGCAAUGAGCCUGCAGUGUGGAGCCAGUUAGCCAGAGCUCAGCUGCACAGAGACCUGGUCAAGGAAGCCAUUGACUCAUAUAUUAAAGCCGUUGACCCGUCGGCGUACAUGGAGGUGGUCAAUGCAGCAAGCAAGAACAAUAACUGGGAAGACUUGGUUAAAUUCCUGCAGAUGGCUCGAAAGAAAGCGAGAGAGUCGUACGUGGAGACGGAGCUGAUUUUUGCUUUAGCUAAGACGAACCGUCUGGCUGAGCUGGAGGAGUUCGUCAGUGGGCCCAACAAUGCUCACAUACAGCAGGUGGGCGAUAGAUGUUAUGAGGAGGCUAUGUACGAAGCGGCCAAGCUCCUGUACAACAACGUGUCCAACUUCGCUCGCCUCGCAUCCACACUAGUCCACCUUGGAGAGUACCAGGCAGCUGUGGACAGCGCCAGGAAAGCCAACAGCACACGGACAUGGAAAGAGGUGUGUUUUGCGUGCGUGGAUGGCGAGGAGUUUCGGCUGGCACAAAUCUGUGGCCUUCACAUAGUGAUCCACGCCGACGAGCUGGAGGACCUGAUCAGCUACUACCAGGACCGCGGGUACUUUGAGGAGCUCAUUGCUCUGCUGGAGGCCGCGUUGGGCCUGGAGCGGGCUCACAUGGGCAUGUUCACCGAGCUCGCCAUCCUCUACUCCAAGUUCAAACCUCAGAAGAUGCGGGAGCACCUGGAGCUGUUCUGGUCCAGAGUCAACAUCCCAAAGGUCCUUCGUGCGGCGGAGCAGUCUCACUUAUGGGCAGAGCUGGUUUUCCUUUACGACAAAUACGAGGAGUACGACAACGCUGUCAUCACGAUGAUGUCUCAUCCAACAGAUGCAUGGAAAGAAGGGCUGUUCAAAGACAUCAUCGCUAAGGUUGCCAAUGUGGAGCUGUACUAUAAAUCCCUUUACUUCUACCUGGAUUACAAACCCCUCCUACUGAAUGACCUGCUGACUAUUCUGUCUCCGCGGUUGGACCACAGCCGAGCUGUCACCUAUUUCAGCAAGGUGAACCAGCUGAAGUUGGUGAAGCCUUACCUGAGAUCUGUCCAGAAUCACAACAACAAGUCCGUCAACGAAGCUCUCAACAACCUGCUGACGGAGGAGGAAGACUACCAGGGCCUGAGAGCGUCCAUCGAUGCCUAUGACAACUUUGAUACAAUCGGCCUGGCUCAGAGGUUAGAGAAGCAUGAGCUGAUUGAGUUCAGACGUAUCGCUGCCUACCUGUACAAGGGCAACAACCGCUGGAGACAGAGUGUAGAGCUCUGCAAGAAGGACAAACUCUACAAGGAUGCCAUGCUGUACGCUGCAGAGUCUAAGGAUGCUGAGCUUGCGGAGACUCUGCUCCAGUGGUUCCUGGAGGAGGGCAGGAAGGAGUGCUUCGCCGCCUGCCUGUUCGCCUCCUAUGACCUGCUGCACCCCGACGUGGUGCUGGAGCUGGCCUGGAGGCACAACAUCAUGGACUUUGCCAUGCCGUACUUCAUCCAGGUCAUGAGAGAGUACCUCACAAAGGUGGACAAGCUGGAGGAGGCAGAAAGCCAAAGGAAAACUGAGGAGGAGGUGACGGAGCCUCAGCCGAUUGUGUUUGGCCAGCAGCUGAUGUUGACUGCCUCUCCUACUCCAGUGGCUCCCCAGCCAGCGUACUCGGGCUACGGCUACCCUGCCACCGGAGCGGGCUACCCUGCUCAGGCUGCUGCUGCCGCUGCCGCCGCCGCCGCCGCCGCCGGCUACCCUGCUCAGCCCGCUUAUGGCUUCAACAUGUAGAGGCCUGACCUCGCCUCUUCCACCCCCUCUCCCCUCUCUCCCCUACACACACUCACACACACCGUAGACCUGAACCACGCUGAACCGUGCUGCUCUG
This is a messenger RNA of Seriola dumerili (greater amberjack), 5335 nucleotides long. It is a transcript of the gene cltcl1, whose product is annotated as clathrin heavy chain like 1. Gene Ontology annotation, cellular component: clathrin-coated endocytic vesicle; clathrin coat of trans-Golgi network vesicle; clathrin coat of coated pit. The transcript is spliced from 32 exons. Lineage: Eukaryota; Metazoa; Chordata; Actinopteri; Carangiformes; Carangidae. The record is from RefSeq and is a predicted model, not a curated record. Gene Ontology annotation, molecular function: structural molecule activity; clathrin light chain binding. Gene Ontology annotation, biological process: intracellular protein transport; receptor-mediated endocytosis. The coding region runs from base 157 to 5238 and encodes 1693 amino acids.